AUUAAAAACAAUUUUACGGUAUUUGUUAUUUAUUUAUUUUAUAUCUGGGUAAAGAAAGGACGUCUGUGAUGUGUGAGAGCGAGGAAAUGAAAUCAACAAAUAGAUUAAAACUGAAGAACGAGUCUGUUUUGAAAAUGUAAGAAGUAGAAAGUACAAAUAUUUGUGUAAAAAUGUGAUGAGUAAAAGUAAAAAAGUUAAUAAAUAGUGAAGUAAAGUACUGAUACCAGAAAAAGUUACUUAUGUACAAUAACGAAGUAUUUGUACUUUUACUCCCCAUCUUUGUUUGUAAUGAAGUUUCAUGAGUUUAUUCUAACAUGUGCAAUACACUGGAACCAAGUGAUUCGUUUGGGGAGGUGCCGGUGAACAAAAAGAGUCGGAUCAGCAAAAAGAAUCGGUUCAGCUGCUCUCGUGCGCUUUAGCUCAAAUAAAGCGCGCGCUCAGCCGAGAGCGCCAGCACACUAGUGCAUUCUGCUGAUAUGGCGCUGCUACUACUAAUACUAUUGCUGUUGUAUAGGAGUGGUGCAUCAAUUACUACGCAAUAUUUUAUUGCAAGUUAGGGGUCAAAAAAGUUUACAAUGAACGAGUCGGUGAAUUCCAGCAACGGCUCAUGUGCUGCUCCGGCAGUGUGUGAGGAAGAGGUGCUCACUGCAUUGCCCUUCCUGGUGGAUGCCUGGCUUGUGCCUCUGGUCUUCGCUGUCAUCAUGCUGCUGGGUAUACAUGGAAAUGCACUUGUCCUGUACGUCAUUUCCAAACACAAGAAAAUGUGGACGGCGACCAAUAUCUAUAUAGCGAACCUGGCGAUGACAGACAUCACCUUUCUGGUCUGCUGUGUACCUUUCACUGCUGUGCUUUAUCCGUUACCGAGCUGGAUCUUUGGAGAUUUCAUGUGUAAAUUUGUCAGUUACAUUCAGCAGGUAUCUGCACAGGCCACGUGUGUAACCCUGACAGUGAUGAGUGUGGAUCGUUGGUACGUCACGGUGUACCCGUUGCGCUCCUUGCAGUGUCGCACACCAAGAGUUGCCACCAUGGUGAAUCUGGGAAUCUGGAUAGGAUCUUUCUUGGUGUCCCUGCCAGUGCCACUGUACACUAGGACUUUACCUGGAGAAUGGUUUGGCCCUCAAGUAUUCUGCACUGAGAUUUUUCCCACUACAACUCACAAGAAAGCGUUCAUCCUGUACAACUUCCUUGCUGUUUACAUGCUCCCACUGGUGACAAUCUGUGUGUGUUAUCUGGCCAUGUUGCACCAGAUGGGCCGGCCAGCCGUGGAGCCUGUUGAUAACAAUUAUCAGCUCCAGGUUCAGACCGAGCGCAGUGCUGCUGUAAGAGCGAAAGUAUCCCGUAUGGUGCUGGUGAUUGUACAGCUGUUUAUUCUGUGCUGGGGGCCCAUCCAGCUGUUCAUUCUGGCACAGGCGUUCAGCCCGCACUUCCGUCAGGACUACUACACUUACAAAGUAAAGAUAUGGGCACACUGCAUGUCCUACAGCAACUCAUGCAUCAAUCCCAUUGUCUACGCCUUCAUGGGGGCCAAUUUUCGCAAGGCCUUCAAGAAAACCUGUCAAUGUUGUUUCAAACAGAGGGUAACUGUCACCCAACAGCCAAACGCUAACGGAAACACAGAGAUGCAUUAUGUGUCGUAGAGGAGAUCUUGUGUGUGUGUGUGUGUGUGUAGGGAGACUUUUAACCUUGUAGGGACAUAGAGAAAACAGCUUUUUGUUUUCUUAUUAUUAUUUCUUUUACAACUACAGACAGUAGCUUCUAUUUUUAGAUUCAUAAUGUUUAGGUUUAAGAUUUUUUACAUAUGUCAGCUUCUCUUUGUAUUAUGCUUUAUUUAUUUCUAUGAUUAAAUCUAAUUAUAUAAAGGGAAUGCUUUUAAACCAGAUAGGGUUAUUGCACUGAUCACUAUGUGGAGGAAGAAGACAAUAUAAUGCCACUGGACAUCAGAACUUCUACUUGGGUUACCUCAAACAGUACGGACUAAUAUACAGAUAAUAAUGUUUAAAUAGUGUUUAAAAAUCCUGAAAAACAAAUGAAAUGGAUAUUUAUACUGUGAGACAUGGAUAUCGCUAUAUGUGAAAUAACAUGACUGUUUAUUUUUUUGUCUGGUUUCAGAAAUCUCUGUCUUAAAUAACAUUAUUUACCUGUGAAAUCUGCUGUUUAUCUUUAGUAUAUCAGAAAUAUAUUAUUUUGUCUAUAUUUCUGUGCAGAUCUGUUGUUUUUGUAUUCGUUUGCAUAUAUGUUCAUGAACUCGUUGGAAAUAAUGCUGCAGAAUUUUAAACGGAUAAACAAUCAGCUGUAAAUA
This is a messenger RNA of Silurus meridionalis, 2299 nucleotides long. RefSeq names its product G-protein coupled receptor 54-like. NCBI's taxonomy places the organism in Eukaryota, Metazoa, Chordata, Actinopteri, Siluriformes, Siluridae. The transcript has 5 exons. Gene Ontology annotation, biological process: neuropeptide signaling pathway. Gene Ontology annotation, molecular function: G protein-coupled peptide receptor activity. Bases 576 to 1637 code for a protein of 353 amino acids. Gene Ontology annotation, cellular component: membrane. The record is from RefSeq and is a predicted model, not a curated record.